This is a messenger RNA of Vollenhovia emeryi, 960 nucleotides long. RefSeq lists its product as uncharacterized. The coding region runs from base 1 to 960 and encodes 319 amino acids. The record is from RefSeq and is a predicted model, not a curated record. Lineage: Eukaryota; Metazoa; Arthropoda; Insecta; Hymenoptera; Formicidae. The transcript has a single exon.
AUGGCAAACGUUGAUGCACGAAUCUCCUUACAAAGGAGUCGAUUUAAUUUAAUACAAGAGGCCGCUGAUUUCACCGAACAAGACAUUUCGUCUUUCAAUCGACAACUUAUUACUACCCGGUUGGCCUUGUUGGAACAGAAUUGGAAUAGAUUUCAGGAAGAACACGAGAACCUAUGUCUAUCCGAAAGCGAAAAUCUGAGUCAUCAGCCCUAUGUAAGGGAACGAGUCUACGAGCGCUGCCAAGCCUUCUAUGUGUACUCGCGUGCAAAACUACUUACCAAACAGGAGGAAUUAGACAGCGUGGGCCAGUCUUCCGGUUCUGCGCAUUCGGAACAAGGGGCGGUCCGUUCGUUGUUGCCGCGCAGCGCACUUCCAAGAAUUAAAUUGCCAAACUUUUCCGGAGAAUAUCAUUCGUGGAGAACAUUUCACGAUUUGUUUGUUUCAUUGAUCAAAGUAAACUCUGAUUUGACUGACGUAGAAAAAAUGCACUAUCUAAAAACGUGUCUCACUGGAGAGGCGGCUAGACUUAUCUGUAACUUGCCACUUUCGGGAGAUAGCUUUGCCAUAGCUUGGAACCUAUUACUUUCGCGAUACGAGAAUAAACGAUUCUUGAUUUGCGCGCAACUCGACCGUAUCGCAAACUUGAAGCCCCUCAAAACAAAGAGCGCCAACAGGCUGAGGACUCUCCUAACAACAAUUCUAGAAGCCAUCGGAGCAUUACGGGCCCUCGACUGUUCCGUACACAAUUGGGAUCCCUUGUUGAUACACCAGUUUACGAGGCUUUUAGACUCGGAAUCUCGGGAGGCUUGGGAGGUGAAACUCGGCUCAUCUCCUACGUUCCCAACCUUCAGUCAGUUCGAAGAAUUUUUAAGCGGAAGGACAAGAGCCAUGGAGAACCUUCAACCGAACCUGGCUUCGGGAUCAAAUAAAGAACCAUUCCGCAAGCUAUUAUCCCAAUGA